This is a messenger RNA of Conger conger (European conger), 462 nucleotides long. Its product is annotated as galactose-binding lectin l-1-like. Gene Ontology annotation, molecular function: carbohydrate binding. Bases 46 to 462 code for a protein of 138 amino acids. The transcript has 4 exons. Lineage: Eukaryota; Metazoa; Chordata; Actinopteri; Anguilliformes; Congridae. The record is from RefSeq and is a predicted model, not a curated record.
AUCAGAGCUGCACUACUGUGAAGACUCAGCAACUGAACCGCCAAGAUGAAUGAUGCUGAGGUGAUAAACAUACCCCUUUAUUCAACAAUGAAACUGACGAUCAAGGGUGUCCCUGAAGAUAGUUUCACCAUCAAUGUGGGCAAAUCCAGAGACAUCAUUGCACUGCAAUAUAACGUGCACUUCAGCCAGGGCGUUGACCAAUCUGUCAUCAACAUGAGGUGCAUAAGGGAUGGCACAGUCUUGGAUAAGCUCAUGGAUACUACUUUCCCUUUUGAGGGAAAGAAGCUAUUUGAGGUGACCAUUUCCUUCAACAAGGACAAUUUCACAAUUCAGGAAACUACUUGCCAGUCUGUGCAAUUCAAGAAUAGCCUGGAUUUCCCAUAUUAUGACUACAUAUGGAUUGAUGGAGAUGUGGCAAUCAAAGGCAUAAGUAUCAACUCAAGACCCACCAGGAGGUGCUAG